Messenger RNA from Cicer arietinum (chickpea), 4319 nucleotides. Lineage: Eukaryota; Viridiplantae; Streptophyta; Magnoliopsida; Fabales; Fabaceae. The record is from RefSeq and is a predicted model, not a curated record.
UUUUAAGCAUGUAUACAUCUGAUAAUAACUUCACACAAACUUCUCUGAUUCGGCAGGAGGAAGGAAGGAUACGAAUCUAAACUUAUUGAGAGAAUUGUUAAGGAUGUCUAUAGCAUGAUUUGUCGUGUUUCUACUUUACAUGUUGUUGAUUACCCAGUUGGAUUGGAGUCCAGAGUGGAUAAAGUAAACAAACUUCUUGAUCUUGAAUCUGAUGAUGUAGUCCAGAUGGUAGGCAUCCACGGUAUCGGUGGAAUUGGUAAAACUACAAUUGCUCGAGCUAUAUAUAAUUCAAUCAAUCACCAGUUUGAAGGUUUGUGUUUUCUUCAUGAUGUUAGAGAGAACACAAUUAAAUUUGGCCUAGAGCAUCUCCAAAAGACUGUGCUGUCUAAGAUAUGUGGAAAUGGGAAUUUUAAAAUUCAAAACGCAAAAGAAGGAAUUUCCAUGAUAAGCAAGAGGUUCUGCCGAAAAAAGGUUCUAUUGGUUCUCGAUGAUGUUGACAAAAUGGCGCAACUUGAGGCUAUUGCAGGAGAUUCUAAUUGGUUUGGUCCUGGCAGUAGAGUUAUCAUUACAACUCGGGACAAGCAAUUGCUAGAAACUCAUCGGGUUGAAAUAACAUAUGGAGUAGAGGAAUUAAGUGAAACUGAAGCUCUUGAUUUGCUUAGUUGGAAUGCUUUCAAGACCGACAAAGUAGUCGAUGCAAGUUAUGCACAUGUUUUAAAACGUGCAUUGACAUAUGCUUCUGGGCUUCCACUGGCUUUGGAAGUAGUAGGCUCAAAUUUGUUGGGAAAAAGUAUAAAAGAUUGGAGUGAUGCAUUGGAUCAGUAUGAAAAUAUUCCAGAUAAAAAUAUCCUAAAGGUACUCAAAUUAAGCUUUGAUUCCUUGGAUAAAGAAGAGAGGAAUAUUUUUUGUGAUAUUGCUUGCUUCUUCAAUGGGCAUACAUUGGCAGAAGUGGAAGACAUACUAGGGGCUCAUUAUGCUUUUCCUGUGAAAAGUAGUAUAGGAGUGUUGACUGAAAAGUCUCUUGUAAAUAUUGAUGAUGGUCUUGUGACAUUACAUAACUUGAUACAAGACAUGGGUAGAGAAAUUGUCCGACAGGAAUCACCAUAUGAGCCUGGAAAACGCAGUAGGUUAUGGUUCUACAAAGAUGUAAUUCAAGUUUUAGAAGAAAAAUCAGGUUCUAGUACAAUUGAAAGCUUAUUAUUGGAUUUCCCCAAAGAUGAAGUAAACUCAAAUGGUGAAGACGUAAAUUGGGAUGGAGAGACCUUAAAGAGAAUGCCAAAUCUCAGAACACUUGUUAUUAGAAAUUGUCGUUUUAACAAAAGCCUCACACAUCUUCCCAAUAGUUUAAGAGUGCUGGAAUGGAUGGGGUAUCCUUCACCAUCAUUACCAAACGAUUUUCAUCCAAAGAAACUUGCCAUACUCAAAUUACCUGAAAGUUGCCUGACGAUAAGUGAACCAAUUCAGGGUUUCAAAAGUCUGACUGAUCUGGAUUUCAGCUACUGUCAAUCUAUAACUCAUAUAUCUGAUUUUUAUUUGGGUUUCGAGAUGCCAAGGGUUGUUUUUAUCCAAAGAGGACAAUUUGAAGAAUUGGAAACCAAGUCAUCAAAUACAGAGCGUCUUAUUUUAUCAUAUUGCAAUAUAUCAGAUGACUUACUUCCAAUAGGUCUUACUUGGUUUGCCAAUGUGAAAGAUUUGGACCUAUCAGGGAAUAAUUUUGAAAUUCUUCAUGAAUGCAUCAAAGAGUGUUCCUCUUUGAGGAACCUUAAGCUGCAUUAUUGCAGGCGUUUACAAAAAAUUACAGGGAUACCAUGGAAAUUAGAAACAUUAUCUGCAAAAGAAUGCACUUCCUUGAAAUCCCUGGACUUCACAGGAGAAUUUCACUCUUUGUUAAGAGAGCUUGUUUUGGAUGAUUGUUCGUUUUUACAAGAAAUUAAAGGGGUUCUGCCAAACUUGGAUAACUUCUCUGCAAAAAACUGCACGUCAUUGACUAACCAAUCUACAAGCAUUUUAAUGAGUCAGAAAACGGUAGAAGCUGGAAACAAGACGUUUUUUUUGCCAGGAACAAAGAUUCCAGAUUGGUUUACACACCGUAUGAUUGGAGAAUCGAUAUCAUUCAGGUUUCGUAAGAAUUUCCCGGUAAUUUAUCUUUGUCUUGUUCUUGAACAUGUGGGUGAGCAAGCUAUCACUGUGAUGUUUAGCCCUAGAGUGUUAAUCAAUGGCAUUAAGCAGUCCCUUGGCAAUCAGAAAGUCUAUGAGUUUAGGAUAGAAACAGAUCACAUUCUUUUGUUUGAUAUACAACUGCAAAAGUUUGAAGAUAACGGAGAUGAAUUCCCUUCAAACAAUAAUUGGAAUAAUGUGGUGGUUUCAUAUGUUGAUCAUAUUAACAACAAUGGGGUCUCAAUUAAAGUGGCUGCUAAAUAUAGUGGAAUUCAUAUAUCUCAACAAAGAAGUGGUAUUGUGGAUAUUCGAUUUACCAAUGCUCCACAGUCAUUGCUAAGUGUGAAUUUGAAUUCAAAUUCAAUGGAGGCACACCAAAGAUUACAGACCGCAGCAGAGAGACACUUGAAAGACCAAACAAAGAUAUUAUCGUUACCCAUUUUGUCAUCUGCCAAACUUCCACAUCAAAUCGCUAAUGUGGAAAAAGGUAUGAGCACUAAACCAAAUGUUCCAACUAAGUGGUCUUUGGAGGAUGUCAUAGGAGAAACUUCAGAGAGACUUCAAGAGGAGGAAGUUCAUCCUACUACCAUUCCAAAUGACUCUUUUGUCAUUCAAAGUUGUCGCGAGAGUGAUGAUAUUGAACUAGAAGCAGUAUCCUCUUGUGAAAUUGAAUCUGAAGAAUCUUCCUCAGAGACUGAAGGUUCUGACUCAGAUGAUCCCUUUGACUGUGUCGAUAUAAGACUUGGAAUUAGUGCCAAGGAAACCAUAUUUUCUCGAUCAGGUUUUGAAGAUGCUUCAUUUGGAUCAAUUAGAGAGGCUAUUAAUGCCUUGGAAUUGAUAAUUGUUAAAGAGUUAUCUGAAGUCUCUUGUGAUCCUGACACACAGUCUAGACUUCAUCAACUGUUACUGAGUACUAGCAGCCACUUGAAGGUGAGUGUAGAGGCGAUGGAAGAUAUUGUGGAGUUCAAGAGAAAAGCCUUUUUAUCAUUCCAAGAAUUCCAAUCCACUGUUGAGUCUGUCAACAAACUGAAAGAUUUUGAGAAGCAUCUGGCCAAAAUUAAAGAGGAGACUGUUGCAGGCAAGAGUCGAAGAAAGGACCUCAAAAACUCAAUAAAAAAAGUUUUUUUAGACAUCAAGGCCGAAAAUAGUAGGAAAAAGGUGUUAGAGGAAGAAAUUGGAACUUUAAGAAUACAGCUAGCUACCAAAGAAAGGGACCUUAAACAAUUUGCGUUGAAUCUUAAGAAUAAAGAGGGAACACUCUCAACCUAUUCAACAAGUUAUGCUUCUCUCAAUGAGCAAGCACAAGCACUAUUUAAAAAAGCUGAUAAUCUACUUUCUAAGAGCAGUGGGGUAAAACAUGAGGGUGAAGCCGCCAAAGUGAAGCAGAGUAAGCUCAAGGAGACAUGGUCUAUUGACCUAACCAACCAAUUCAACAAGAUUAAAAAUAACAUUAUUGACCUAUUAUGAGUGUGAUGGCUCCAUCACUACAACACCCACAUUACACUACACUUUCAUCUCCCUUCUCCCAUUCAAAAUCAACCCCUAUACCACCAUUCCCUCCCUUGUUCUUUCUCAUCUCAUCCAAACCCUUUAAUCUACUGUUUCACUUUUCACUCUCUCAAGACUCAAUAAAACACCCACCAACAUCCCUUCUCCAUUUCUUCAUAUUUGGUCAAAUCCAUGAUAGAAAUAUGAUUUCAGUUCAUUUUUGGUUUGGAGAAGAUGUGGGCUCAGGGUUUUAUUUUUGGUCAUCUUUUAGGAAGGUGAGCGUUCCUCUCUUUAAUCAAUAAAAACUUAUAUUCAAAAAACACAUGUAUGUAUAUCUUCUCUUGCAUUAUCAUGUGAACUGAAUGGAAUUUGAUUGAGUGCUAUUGUUUAACUUGUUGACGAUUUAUUGAAGUGGUGAGGUUGGAUGAUGUUGGGUGUCAAUUUAGUUUAUAUAUAUUAUGUGGUAUGUAAAACUUUGGGUGUAAUGACAUAUUGAAGUGUUUAAUAUGUCAAUAUAAGAAAAUGGAAAUGUUAGAAAUUGUGCACCAUAUAUAUGCUUUUAUUAAUUGUAUAAAUAAUUAGAGUAAAUGAGUUGAGUUGAAGUAUGUGAGUUGUACAUUGUUUGAUGUUGUCUCAAAUCUGUAUAAACGUAGGUUUAGUGUUUGUUUAUAACU